AUUGAAAUGUCUGUAGUUUUUGUAAGUGUGUUUUUUUUGCAGAACCGUAAUUAUAAAAAUCGUUUUUACGAAACGAAGGUUUUAGUAUGAACGGACUAAUAAUGUCACUACUGAAAACUUAGCAGUAAUCGAAUAAUCACUGAAAUAACAAUAUUUCAUUCAGUAGUUUAUUUAGG
Messenger RNA from Nezara viridula (southern green stink bug), 176 nucleotides. NCBI's taxonomy places the organism in Eukaryota, Metazoa, Arthropoda, Insecta, Hemiptera, Pentatomidae. The record is from the annotation of a GenBank genome assembly.